Messenger RNA from Zalophus californianus (California sea lion), 2452 nucleotides. RefSeq names its product peroxisomal biogenesis factor 11 beta (gene PEX11B). Gene Ontology annotation, biological process: peroxisome fission; regulation of peroxisome size. The transcript is spliced from 4 exons. Bases 873 to 1652 code for a protein of 259 amino acids. The record is from RefSeq and is a predicted model, not a curated record. Gene Ontology annotation, cellular component: peroxisomal membrane. NCBI's taxonomy places the organism in Eukaryota, Metazoa, Chordata, Mammalia, Carnivora, Otariidae.
CACUGACCAAAGGACGGUCAGGUUCCCUGCAGCUGAAGAAAGGAACAGCACAAUGGUCACUCCUACUCGGACCUUGGCUGCACCUGAGAAGGUGGGCAGCUCAGAGCCCUCCACCUCUACUCAAGAUCCCGUCCAGACCUCCUCCCCCGCUGCUAACCCCGGGGUCGGGGGGGAGGGGGAGGUGGUGUGCCAUUGCCUGCAGACGUGGUGACCUGGAAGGGAAAGGGGUGGGAGGACGAAGUGUUAGUAUGAAGCAGUUAGCUUCGUCCACUGAUUCUUCGCCCUCCUUAUUAGGAUCUGAAGCUGGUUAUUGCGAAUUUCGUCCAUUAAAGCCUCUGUCUCCGGAGACUUAAUCUGUAUCCUAGAGGUCACCUGCCCAAAUGUCAGGGUCCCGCAGGGAACAGGGAUCUGGUGCUGGCUUCUACUUCCAUAGACUUCUUUAGCCCCUACAGCCCCGGGUUCGGCCGCAGCGCUUGUGUUUGUGUGUGUGUGUUGCGGGUGUUCUGGAAGCACCCCCGGGGCAACCCUACCCCAGCUGCGCAGGCAAGACGCCGCCGUGCCUUCUCGCCCCGCCCCUGCUGCAAGCCCCGCCCCUGGUCCAGAAUAUUUAAAGAAGAAUGUACCGCCGGAAGUGUGCUUAGAAAAUAGAGGCCAUCCGAUAAGCGUAUAUGCUGACAGAGACCCACCGAAAAACACCCUGGCGUUGGUCCAGAGACAAACGCUUCUUGUUCUGAAAUUCCGAGGCCGGCCUCACUCGCUCUCUUUUCUGGCGAUAUUUGUCCCUCGUGAGACACCGUUGAUCGUCCAGGAGGCGUGACAAGGGGCGGGCAGUGGGGCGGGCGCGGGGCUGCGGAGCCAGGCCUGCCGCUGUCAUGGACGCCUGGGUUCGCUUCAGUGCUCAGAGCCAGGCCCGGGAGCGGCUGUGUAGGGCCGCCCAGUAUGCCUGCUCCCUUCUUGGCCAUGCACUACAGAAACAUGGGGCCAGUCCCGAGUUACAGAAACAAAUUCGACAGCUGGAGGGUCAUCUGAGCCUAGGAAGAAAGCUUCUACGCCUGGGUAACUCAGCAGAUGCCCUUGAGUCAGCCAAACGAGCUGUGCACUUAUCAGAUGUGGUCCUGAGAUUCUGCAUCACUGUUAGUCACCUCAAUCGAGCCUUGUACUUCGCCUGUGACAAUGUCCUGUGGGCUGGAAAAUCUGGACUAGCCCCCCGUGUGGAUCAGGAGAAGUGGGCCCAGCGUUCAUUCAGGUACUAUCUGUUUUCCCUCAUCAUGAAUUUGAGCCGUGAUGCGUAUGAGAUUCGCCUACUGAUGGAGCAAGAGUCUUCAGCUUGUAGCCGGCGACUGAAGGGUUCCGGAGGAGGAGCCCCAGGAGGAAUUGAAACUGCAGGACCUGGGGGUCCAGGAACUCCAGGAAGAGGCUUGCCUCAACUGGCUCUCAAGCUUCAGCUCCGAGUCCUGCUUUUGGCUCGGGUCCUCCGAGGUCAUCCCCCACUUCUGCUGGAUGUGGUCAGAAAUGCCUGUGAUCUUUUCAUUCCACUGGACAAACUGGGCCUCUGGCGCUGUGGCCCUGGGAUUGUGGGCCUUUGUGGCCUCGUGUCCUCCAUCCUGUCUAUUCUUACUCUGAUCUGCCCUUGGCUACGACUCAAGCCCUGAUAUUCUGGUACAGGAUAAGGAGGGGAUCUGAAUUGGUAAGAUGGAAUCUUAGAUCAUCCCUAAUGUACCAGCCUCAUUCUAAUUCUACUCCUUGGUUAAAGUUAAGAUCCCAAGAGUUCGGGGUAGAGGGAGGAGCUUUGGGGAAGGUGAGGUGAAGAGAGGUGUCUUGUGAAGUCGAUGGGAUGAUUCUGAUGUUCAGAUCUUCUGGGGCUUUUGCUUUUUCCUCCUUCAUUGCAAUGUCUCUGUCGCUCUUGACCCCUUUUACUUUGUGUUUCUUGAGUCUAUUUAGGAUUCUGUCUCUGCAUCUGUUUUUUACCUUCUCAAUUUGCUGUCCUAGGAAUUUAAUCAGCAGAAUCACUUUUUUGGUAGGGGAGGUAGAAGGUGUAGUCUGUUGUAAGGUUCUAACUGCCUUCUUUUUCCUCACAAAGGUGACUUGUGGCAGAUUUUACCCCCUUCAAAUGCCACCAAAUUGUAACUUUAGAGACUUCAUGUCCCAGUGGAUUCUCCCCUCAUGCACCAGAGGUAGUUUGAUACUUCCUCCUUCAUGUCUGCCUCACCAGCCUCCCUCAUGACUUGGCCCUUCCCUCUACUCACACCUGCAGAUUUCUGCUUACACUUUUAUUUCAGGGCUUUGUUCCCUAGCCUGUUCUCACCCCUUCUUUGCCUAUCCAGAAGGAUGCUGUGUCUAGCAUCUUGCUGUAAAUACUGUACAGUGAUUCUGUGUAAAUAGCUGUGGCCGUGCCCACGAUGGGAGCAAGCCUUCCAGGUCAGCACAUUAAAGGUCCGUUUGCUCAUCAAUG